Messenger RNA from Branchiostoma belcheri (Belcher's lancelet), 2102 nucleotides. RefSeq names its product zinc finger protein 862-like. The transcript has a single exon. Bases 78 to 2102 code for a protein of 674 amino acids. NCBI's taxonomy places the organism in Eukaryota, Metazoa, Chordata, Leptocardii, Amphioxiformes, Branchiostomatidae. Gene Ontology annotation, molecular function: protein dimerization activity. The record is from RefSeq and is a predicted model, not a curated record.
UGUUCCAAGAUUCAUGGUUCGUGGACAAGACAACCAAACAAAGACGCACUUGGCUGAAACAAAAAAACAGAAAGCUUAUGUGGUGUGAGGCUUGCAGAAAAUAUAACAAGAGUGGCAAAAAGAAUGCCUUCAUUACAGGGACAACUUCCAUGAGAUUAAAAGUGAUAGAGUCUCAUGAAAAAUCACCAGGUCACGUCAGUGCUAUGAACCGUUUUGACAUGGAAAGGGUGCCAAUUCAAGAAAGACCCAUGGAAAAGGUGGUGCAGAAGAUGGAAGAAAAGAAGUUACAGCAGAUGAUAAAUCUCUUCCGAACUGCAUUCUAUGUGGCCAAGCAAGGCAGACCGUACACAGACUUCCCGGAGCUACUAAGAUUGCAAAAAUGUAAUGGGCUGGAUGUUGGAACCGCUUACUGGAAUGACAAGGAAGCGCGUAUAUUUGUGGACUACAUCUCCCUUGGAAUGAAGAAGGAGUUACGCUCCAGUCUGCAGGAAUCGGACUUCGUCGCUGUCCUAGCAGAUGGAAGCAGUGAUGCGGGUAAUAUCGAAGAGGAGGUUAUCCAAAUCAGGUACCUCAAGGACAACAUCGAGCCAACCACUGCUUUUGUUGCCCUGAAGUCUCUGGAAAGAGGGGAUGCUGUGAACAUAACUGACGCUGUCAAAUCAGCCCUCAAGGAAGAUCUGGAGAUGGGGGAGGAGUGGAAAAACAAGCUAGCUUUUGCCUGCUUUGACGGGGCCGCAGUCAAUGUUGGCCAUCUCAGCGGUGUUGGUGUGAGAUUGCAGGAAGAAUGUCCCCACUUGAUUGUGCUCCACUGCUGUGCGCACAGACUAGAAUUAGUUGUGAAAGAUGUAUUGAAAGAAGUGCCAUACUUUGCUGCAGUGCAAGAUUUAUUCACUACAAUAUACAAGUUCUAUCACAACUCAGCUCUCAAUUGGCAAGGCCUUCGAAAUGCUGGUGAAGCCCUAGACAUACUGGUGCUAAAACCAGUUAGAGCAAGUGGUACGAGAUGGCUGCCCCACCAAGAGCGUGCUCUCAAGGCUGUCAUGAGAGACUUCCCAGCUCUUGUUCAACAUCUUGGCCACCUUGUGGAACAUGGAGAAGUUGGCAGCAAGGACAGCAGGGAAAAAGCGAAUGGGAUUCUACAAGGUGUGAAGUCUAUCAAGUUUGUAUUGUUCCUUUUGUUCCUGUCACAAUACCUACAGCUCAUGUCAUCCCUGUCAAAAGUUUUCCAGGACAACAGCAGUACGCUGGAAACAGUGUAUAGAAGAGUUGAAAAUGUUGUCAAAACAUUGAACAAACUGUCCCGACCAGAGAAAUUGUCCAGGAUCUUCUCUGAAGGCAUGGAAGAAAGAGACGGGGUUGUGCUGUGGAAGGGAAUCCCACUGCAGGCAGGCAGACCACAACGUGGACGACCUGGAGGUCUUGCUUCACAGAGGGAAGAAGUGAUGAAGGACUGUCAACAGAUUAUCAAUGCAACAUCACAUCAUCUUGGUCGUAGGUUUGACGUCUUGCUGAGUCACAGGGUGUUCAGUGCAGCCAGAAGGGUUUUCCAGUUUUCAACUUGGCCACAGGAUGAUGAUGAUGACCCAGAUGAUGACUUUGGAGACGAUGACAUUAGGACCAUCUAUCAGCACUUUCAACAUCCAGUUGAACUGAAAGGCGUUGACCUUGAGAGCUGCUUAAGGGAGUGGAGCGAGUUAAAAGAGGUUUGCAGGAACCAGCUGUCACAAGCAAGAAGAGCUCCCAGUUUCAGUGAGUUUUGGAUGCGCUUCAUGAGAAGAGAGGAGGCAGACAGUGAUUACAGGAACAUCUUCACUCUGCUGAGGCUUUCCCUUGUCAUUCCUAUUCAUACGGCGCAGUGCGAGAGAUCAUUUUCUCUCAUGAACAGAAUCAAAACUGACUGGCGUGCCCGACUGGAAUCCAACAGCUUGACAAGUCUCAUGACGAUCUCGUUAAGUCCUCAGUCCUUGGACACGUUUGACCCCCUCCCGGCAGUCACCUUGUGGUGGGAGGGUGGCAGAAGGAGACCUAACACCACCCCCUAUGGGCCUAGAAGAUGCCAAAACAGAGAUGUUUCAAGCUCUGAGUCUGAAGAGGAGCAGUAA